CCCUUCUGCGCCCAUGCCCCUCACCUUCAAACGCUGGCGGUUCUGCCGCUAGCGGCCGGUGCGGAGCCGCUGCUGUUUGUCUGGAGCGGUGGUGUAGACGAGUGGGGGGCUCACCCUGGUCGCAAGUCUUCUCCGUAGCCAUUUUGGCUGAAGCGUGCCGGGCUUACGGCCUCUUUCGGCCACACCUUACACCGCUCCCUUGAUACAUUCUCUAUCUGACGCGUCAAGUCGCAAGAGUACACGGUAUCUGUAGGUGGGCAUGCAAUGCGACAUUUCGCGGUAGCGUGUUUGCUGCAGCCGGUUUUUGCAGCACAGAGGGCUUUGAGCGAGGGAGGCAGAUGGAGAGGAGACGCCCAUCCUGCAGCUGCGCUGGACCUGGUUGAGCGGGACGCCAGGCUACGCCUGGAAGCCGCAGUGGACAUCCAGAGCGGUUCCCGAGCCCACGGCCGCCCCCACAGCCAGCCGGCCCGCCGCAAGCAGGGCAGCUUCAUGGCGUGCGGCGUGAACUGGCGGGACUACGAGCCGAUCCACUGGAACAGGACAGAGGGUGUCACGCACUAUGCCGCCUGCGCCACCGCCAGCGGCAACACCAACCUGGUCGGUAUCUGCCGGACUGACGGCAUCGGGCACGAAAACUGGGAUGAGUGUGCAGACGAGCCCCAGUUUCGGUGCGCUGGCAUCCCUGUUCAUCCUCCAGCCAAGCUGUUCUUCGUGCUCUGCAGUGACGUGGACGACCCCAGGAUAGCACUGAUCGAAUCGUCGCCUCCGACUCUGGCGCCGACUCUAGCACCUACCCCGGUUCCGACUCUGGCGCCGUCCCUGGCACCUACCCCGGUGCCGUCUCCAGAGCCCACCCCAUUUCCGAGCUCGGCACCCACGAUCAGCGGGACAAGCGCCAGCGUCCCCGCACCGCCUCCGAGCCCAGCUCCCACGACAGCGGCGUCCGUGUCGAACGACCCGCACGUGACCAACCUGAACGGCGAAAAGUUUGACAUCCGCAUGCCGUUGUCCGACUGCCCCUUGUUCCGCGUGCCGCACAGCGAGAGGGACCCGGCGCUGCUCAGGCUGAGUGCCAGCAUGGACACCGACGGUGUGCGGGCCUGCGGGCUUUACGUCAAGGGAAUCACCCUGGCUGGCUCGCUGCUGGCCCACCAGAUUGUGCGGGUCCGCCCACACACGCGCAACGCCGGGGGAAGCAACCAGGCGGGAAGCGAGACGGUGACGAACUUCUCGCUGCAGGUGGGCAACUCGAGCUGGAGGGAUUUCUCGCGCGAGGGCGUCGGCACCGAGAUCGCCGAGGCGAGCGUGGGCCUCCUGCGGGCCCGCUUCCUGUGGAGGGAGGAGUUCGGACAGCGCGUGGAGGCCCAGAGCCUGGAGCUCCGCGUGGGCGCGGACAGGGAGCACAGGCCGGUGACGCUGAUCAUCUCGCAGGCCCCGCACCAGGCCCUGAACCUGGAGGUGGGGAGCCUCGGCGUGCUGGGGCUCGGGAGGGUCGGGGGUGUUCUCGGCACAGAGGGGCGCAACCGUUCGUUGGAGCAGCCCAGCCUGGGCUGCCUCCUCGCGGCGGGCCCCCCUUCGGGAGAGCAGCGCAGGGCUCCGCCUGCGGCGCCGGCCUCCUACAUGAGCGCGUCGUGGUAUUGAGACAUGCCCGACCUAACAUUGACCGCCGCGCUGCUGCCCUUUUUGGGACUUUUGCGUAUAAGCCACUCCACAUGACAACGUGCCAUCUUUCGGCUGGCACGUGCACUGGCCGACAGCGGCGGCCCCCGAUUCGGUGCCGCCGACUGUUGUGUGCACGCCGCUUCACACGAGAACGUGCCUCCCUUCGUUUGGCACGUGCUGCGGCCUCCUUUCCGAGCUGGCUGUUGCUUAGCGGCCGCGGCUCCCGAUUCGGUGUCGGCUCGGCCUUUCCUGCUCUCCCGCGGCAUGAUUCCUUAUCCUGGCACGCCUUAUUUCCCCAUCAACUUCUUGUUCUGCUUGACCCUCUCCCUCUCCUCCCCCCUCUCCUCCCUUGCCUCCACCGUUUGCAUCGCGCAGGCGCGCGCCGACUUCGGUGCCCGUGAGCGGAACACCGUCGGAUCCACCGUUGUUGCGUCUUUCCCCCCUCCGUCUCCCUGCCCCCUCGCCCUUUCUCGAGCCUUCCGUAAUUGGAUGGUUACUUCCGAACGAUACGAUUAAGUCGGGCCUGUCCUUCU
Molecule: messenger RNA, 2195 nt
Organism: Prorocentrum cordatum
Lineage: Eukaryota; Dinophyceae; Prorocentrales; Prorocentraceae
Source: the annotation of a GenBank genome assembly